AUGGAAAAGCCUUCCAAAGAAAAUGAAGGGAAACCCAAGGGCAGCAUGCCACAGACAGAGGAAGAACGCCCCUACGGAGCAUGUGAACAGCAGCGGAUAGAAGGGAAUUUUAGACAGAGACUGCUUCAGUCUCUCGAAGAUUUUAAGGAGGAUAUAGAUUACAGGCAUUUGAAGCACGAAGAAGUGACAAGAGAAGUAGAUGAGAUGGAAAGGUGCCUGGAAGAAAUAAGAAGUCUGAGAAAGAAAUUCAGGGCUCUGCAUUUUAACCAUAGGCAUUCACGGGACCGUCCUUAUCCCAUUUAAUGCAUUUUCCCCUGAAUUCAGUCACUUUCUGUUAUUAACAUUGCCACUGCUUUCUUUUGAUCUGCAUUUUCUUGCUAGACACCUGAUAUAAUUUUAUUCUGAUCUUUCGAUACUGUUUAGAUUUCCAUAUGACUUGUCAACCUCU
Ochotona princeps (American pika) is the source of this 448-nucleotide messenger RNA. It is a transcript of the gene TCEAL7, whose product is annotated as transcription elongation factor A like 7. NCBI's taxonomy places the organism in Eukaryota, Metazoa, Chordata, Mammalia, Lagomorpha, Ochotonidae. The transcript has a single exon. The record is from RefSeq and is a predicted model, not a curated record. The coding region runs from base 1 to 303 and encodes 100 amino acids.